UGAAUCCAUAGCAAUCUGGAAUGUAUUUUUAACCCCUCUCCUUUUUUUUCCGGCACUCCUCAGGGUCUUCUGGGCCGUUUUCACUCUUUUCCCACAUAUGGUAGACAACCAACGGAGUCGGUUCUACUAAACGCCCUCCCCGGCUCUCCAAAUAUCUCCAGACAAGAACAAUAUUUUCGCCCACUAUGGCUCGGCUAGGACGCGUUGGCUUUCUAGCCCUGGCAAUUAUCUUCCAUGCAAUAUACACCUACUCAAUAUUCGACAUCUACUUCGUCAGCCCCAUCGUCAGUGGCAUGCGCGAAUUCGGCGUCCAACGAGCUUCCUCCGCAAAAGCCCCCGCAAAACGACUUUUUCUCUUCGUCGGAGACGGUCUACGUGCUGAUAAGGCUUUCCAGUCCUUUCCGGACCCGUCGCCCGGAGGCGUGCUGGACCCCGAUUAUCCCAAUCUGGAGCAAAAAAAAGGCACUGCGUCGUCUGUGAAUAGCCCGCCUCGACCGCUUGCGCCGUUUAUUCGCUCCCGCGUCCUUUACCAUGGAACCUUUGGUGUGUCGCAUACGCGGGUGCCCACGGAGUCCAGGCCGGGCCAUGUCGCCCUCAUUGCUGGCUUGUAUGAGGAUGUCUCGUCGGUGACGACGGGGUGGAAGCUUAAUCCUGUCAAUUUUGACAGCGUGUUCAAUCGCAGUAGGCAUACCUGGAGUUGGGGGAGUCCGGAUAUAUUGCCUAUGUUCAAGGAUGGUGCGACGCCGGGGAAAAUCGAUGCGGAGUCGUAUGGCGAGGAGGCAGAGUAUUUUAGCAAGGACGGGUCGCAGUUGGAUAUUUGGGUGUUUGAGAAGGUGAAGGCAAUGUUCGCCGCGGCAAAGGAAGAUCCAGAGCUUGAUACGCGAUUGAGACAAGAUAAGAUUGUCUUCUUUUUGCAUUUACUUGGUUUGGAUACGGCUGGGCAUUUUUAUCGGCCAUAUUCGAAGGAGUAUCUGCAUAAUAUCAAGGUUGUCGACCAAGGAGUGAAAGAGAUUACAGAAUUGGCUGAGGAGUUUUACGGCGAUAAUGAGUCAGCCUUUGUUUUUACGGCUGAUCAUGGCAUGAGUGAUUGGGGGAGCCAUGGUGAUGGACACCCGGACAAUACCCGUACUCCCUUGGUGGUUUGGGGUUCCGGAGUCGCUAAACCGAAAAUUCAAAGAAGGGGAAAGGCUCCAGGCCAUGAGGAUGGAUUCUCUUCCGACUGGGGCUUAGACAGCGUUCAGAGACAUGAUGUUGCCCAGGCCGACGUAGCUGCUCUCAUGGCGUACUUGGUUGGAUUGGAUUUCCCCGUGAAUUCGGUUGGGGAGCUCCCCCUUUCGUACCUUGAUGCGUCACCCAAAGAAAAAGCCCUGGCUGCUCUCGCGAACACCCAGGGGGUUCUAGAGAUGUACCGAGUUAAAGAGGAGAAUAAAAGAGCUUCAGUUUUGCGUUACCAACCAUAUCAAGCUUUCGGAGAUAAUGAGCGUUCCAUCGAGAACCGCAUCUCCGAAAUUCAACGGUUAAUUUCGAGGAAGAAAUACGACGAGGCGAUUAGGAAAUCUUCCGAUCUGUUACAUACCGCUCUGGACGGCCUGCGAUAUCUACAGACCUAUGACUGGCUAUUCCUCCGAACUAUAGUUACUGCAGGCUAUCUCGGAUGGAUUGCAUAUGCGCUGACAACCGUGAUAGAUCUCCACGUCCUGCAUGAAACUUCCGUCCUAAGUCGUACGACAUUCAGUACGAUGUUCUUUUCUUCCAUACUAGUCAUAUUGUAUUCUAUAUUCUGGAUUCAAAAGUCGUCGUGGAGAUAUUACGCAUAUGGCAUUUUCCCCAUCUUCUUCUGGGAGGAAGUUGUAGCAAAACGGCAGGCGCUAGCAGCCGGACGAAAGAUUUUUCUCAGCCAUGUUCAGUCACUGGGUGGCUACAUAACUUUUUGGUUACAGACAUUGAUAUAUGUUGGGGUAUUGGAGGCACUUGUUCAAUCAUAUUUUCAUCGUGAAAUUUACACUUUUUGUUUCAUCCUCGCGGCGAUAUGGCCUCUAUCCUACGGCAUUAGUUUCCUGUCGCGCAAUAAACUCGUCGUAGCUACGUGGAGUAUCGGAUGCGGUUUUAUGAGCAUUUUCACGCUUCUACCCGCUAACAAGGUGGAAGAUGUAACAAACAUAACGAUAGGGGCAACUCUCAUGGUCCUUACUGGGCUCCUCUAUCUCAUAUUCGAGGAAUCGAUAACGCCGAUUUCUAAAACCCUAUCAAUUGCCGUCAGUAGGGGUUCCAGGCGAAUUAUGGGCAUGCAGAUCGGCAUGGUUCUGCUGGCUAUAAUAGUAACCAGAUCUACCGCCGCAUCACUACAGGCAAAAGAAGGUUUGCCGUUCGGAAAUCAAGUUGUUGCAUGGUCUGUUCUAGUGGCAUCUCUUACAUUUCCAUUCUUCCACCGGCUAUAUCCAAAUAGCCACUACCUCCAUCGUCUUGUAGUGAUCUUCCUCACCUUCUCUCCAACGUUCAUCAUUCUCACCAUUUCGUACGAGGGGCUCUUUUACUUCGUCUUUUGCAUUACCCUUCUCAGUUGGGUUCAACUUGAACACCGCAUAUUCAUCCACACCUCAUCCCAGCCACCAACCGCCAUCGUUCCAUUAAAUGAUGUCACCCAAAUCAAAACGAAACAAAGCCCUCUACAACCCAACAGCGAAAACCACAUAUCAAAACCCCGUUAUCGCAUCCUAACAACCAGAGAUGCCCGUGUUGCGUUAUUCUUCUUCUUCCUUCUCCAAUCCGCCUUCUUCUCCACGGGCAACAUCGCUUCAAUCUCUUCCUUCUCCCUCGAAAGCGUUACCAGAUUAGUCCCCAUCUUCAACCCCUUCCUCCAAGGCGCGCUGCUAAUCCUAAAAAUCCUGAUCCCAUUUGCCAUCAUCAGUGCGAACCUGGGUAUCCUCAACCGGCGCCUAGGUGUCGCUCCUUCCGCUCUAUUCAUGAUCGUUAUGUCCAUCAGUGACAUAAUGACGCUUAAUUUCUUCUACAUGGUGCGCGACGAGGGGAGCUGGCUUGACAUUGGCACGACAAUUAGUCACUUCUGCAUCGCGAGCGGGCUAUGCACGUUCGUUGCUGGGCUAGAGUUCCUUAGUGAGACCCUCAUUGCUGGUGUAAAGUUUGAGGAUGAUGGUGUUAGUAAGGAUGCUAUUGCAGCUGGUGGUGAAAGCGAUCAUAGUAAAUCCGGCCCCGCCAAAACGGACGAGACGCAGAGGAAAACAAUGACGGGGAAGGAAGGAAAAGCUCCUGCGGAGUUCAACGGCACAAAGAUUCUAUCGCCACUCAUACGCUAG
Histoplasma capsulatum G186AR is the source of this 3314-nucleotide messenger RNA. RefSeq names its product phosphoethanolamine transferase class N. Gene Ontology annotation, cellular component: endoplasmic reticulum membrane. The record is from RefSeq and is a predicted model, not a curated record. NCBI's taxonomy places the organism in Eukaryota, Fungi, Ascomycota, Eurotiomycetes, Onygenales, Ajellomycetaceae. The coding region runs from base 186 to 3314 and encodes 1042 amino acids. Gene Ontology annotation, biological process: GPI anchor biosynthetic process. The transcript has 5 exons. Gene Ontology annotation, molecular function: mannose-ethanolamine phosphotransferase activity.